UUACUGCACCACGUGAGAAUCAGCAGCAGCUCAUGAAGGAGAGGAAUUAAACAACAUUUAAAAAUUCUUUUGCAAGCUUUUGCUCCUGAGCUUGAUAACAUUACAGCGCAGCAACAAUAUGGUGAGGAAGCUGAAAGGCUCCGACGAACACCUGAGUGUGGAAAGAGCAGGAGGAGGAGGAGGAGGAGGAGGAGGCCAGGAGGUGCUGGGAUAUUCAUCCUCUGGUCGGACCCGUAGCUUCUCCCUGCUCCCUCACUUAACCCCGUCGUCAUCCCCGGCUUCCCAGAGGCACCUGGGCCACGCGGCCACACCUGGCAACAUCGUCACCAUCACACACCACAAAUCUCCGGCUGCAGCUCGGCGGGCUAAGAGUCAGUACCCAGGUCGCCUGCUGGAGGUCAAGGAGGUGAUGUCCCAAGCAGAGGGCCAACAAAAGAACCUGGUCCAGUCCAUUGACUCUCUACCCACCAAAGGCCCCCUCUCCUGUCUGGACCAGGACCUGCUGCUGCUCAAAGCCACGUCCGCUGCCACACUCAGCUGCCUGGGCGAGUGCCUGAACAUCCUCCAACACACGCAGAGCCACGGCCAGGCGCCGCAUCACUCUCAGGCCUCCCAACGUAACCACGCUGCCCACGGAGCCCCCUCCGGUGAGUCUGCCCAGGGCUCCGUUCCAUUGCUGUUACUGGAGCCCCCGACUCCUUCAUCUCCCCCAUCCCCUUUGUCUUUCCAGCCCCCUCCUCCAGAUCCCAGCAUCAGUGGCAAGGGCCAGCUGGGGCAGCUAGACUGUGGUUCUUGUGCCGGCCUGAUGGGUACCAUGAACUUAAGUCUGUGUAGUAAAUGUUGUUGAAUGUCGAAUGUCAAACUGCUUUUUUUUUUGUUGUUGUUUUUUUACAUUGCUCCAUUCACACUCUCUGUCAUACAUAGUUUGUUGUUAUUAGUGCCGUUCUGUGUUGUCUCUCUCCCGUGUUGUCGUUGAAAUGCCAUCAGUUCCUCAAAUGAAGGUGCCAAGUACAAUCAUGAACGUCAACUUCUUCGUCAGUGUUGUUAACAGGAUCGCUAAUGACAUUUCCAAGUGUCUCCCUAAACAUGCAUGUCAGAAAAAAAUCAGGGUGACUAUGUGUGAAAGAGUAAAUCUAAAAAUAUUUACUGAUACUAUGCAUUUUUCAAUCGCCUUAAACGUUGAAGUGUUUGCCAAAGGAAUCCACACUGGUGCCUAAAAUGUCAGACCUCUCUGCCAUGUUUAACCUCUCUGUGCCAGAUCAAGAUGGAUCCAAUAAAGUUGUUUCUAUUUAAACCA
Molecule: messenger RNA, 1297 nt
Organism: Solea senegalensis (Senegalese sole)
Lineage: Eukaryota; Metazoa; Chordata; Actinopteri; Pleuronectiformes; Soleidae
Product: oxysterol-binding protein-related protein 10-like
Exons: 4
Coding region: 119-847 (242 amino acids)
Source: RefSeq, a predicted model, not a curated record